GACGUCGCGCGGACCGCGCGCAUGGCGACGUUCGGGCUGCUGUGGCACGGGCCGAGCGGCCACUACUUCUACGGCUUCCUCGACCGCAUGCUGCCCGGCACGUCCAUGCAGACCGUGUUCCAGAAGGUGGGCAUCGACCAGAUCGCCUGGAACCCCAUCUUCGGCGUCGUCUUCUUCACGUCGUUGGGACUCAUGGAGGGCAAGUCGACGGACCAGAUCCAGGACAAGAUCAAGGCGGACCUGCCCACGGCCGUGACGGGGUCCUGGGCCUACUGGGUCCCGGCCCACUUCGUCAACUUCCGCUUCAUCCCCGGCGAGCAGCGCCUCCUCUACAUCAACGGCGCGCGCCCGCGCCGCCGCUCUUUUUCGCGCGCGCCGCGCCGCGCGACGCGCCCCGCCGCAGGCAUGCAGAUCAUGUACAACAUCUUCCUCUCGUUCCUCGGCAACAAGGACGCGCCCAAGGACGCCAAGUAG
This is a messenger RNA of Aureococcus anophagefferens, 474 nucleotides long. RefSeq lists its product as hypothetical. The annotation marks the transcript as partial. The record is from RefSeq and is a predicted model, not a curated record. Lineage: Eukaryota; Pelagophyceae; Pelagomonadales; Pelagomonadaceae. Gene Ontology annotation, cellular component: cytoplasm; membrane. The transcript has a single exon.